Molecule: messenger RNA, 1079 nt
Organism: Peromyscus californicus insignis
Lineage: Eukaryota; Metazoa; Chordata; Mammalia; Rodentia; Cricetidae
Gene: Tyw5
Product: tRNA-yW synthesizing protein 5
Exons: 8
Coding region: 37-984 (315 amino acids)
Biological process (GO): wybutosine biosynthetic process
Molecular function (GO): 2-oxoglutarate-dependent dioxygenase activity; tRNA binding
Source: RefSeq, a predicted model, not a curated record
GCUGCCCAGGCCUGUGCAAACUAACCUGAGCCCGGCAUGGCGGAGCAGCGCCUUCCGGUGCCCCGGCUCCGGGGCGUCUCGCGGGAGCAGUUCAUGGAGCAUCUCUACCCACAGAGAAAGCCUCUUGUGUUGGAAGGACUGGACUUGGGAUCUUGUACAAGCAAAUGGACAGUGGAUUACCUGAGCCAAGCUGGAGGGACGAAAGAAGUGAAGGUUCACGUUGCUGCAGUCCCACAGAUGGACUUCAUUAGUAAGAACUUUGUGUAUAGAACAUUACCAUUUAACAAGCUGGUCCAGAGAGCAGCCGAAGAAACGCAUGAAGAAUUCUUUAUUUCAAAGGAUGAGAAAUACUACUUACGGUCACUUGGAGAAGACCCGAGGAAGGAUGUUGCAGAUAUCAGACAGCAGUUCCCAUCGUUAGGAGGAGAUAUUAAGUUUCCAAUAUUCUUCGAAGAGGAGCAGUUCUUUUCCAGCGUUUUUCGAAUUAGUUCACCUGGAUUGCAACUCUGGACUCACUAUGACGUAAUGGAUAACUUUUUAAUACAAGUAACAGGAAAGAAGCGAGUUACACUGUUCAGUCCUCGAGAUGCACACUAUUUGUAUUUAUCAGGUUCUAAAUCAGAAGUGCUGAAUAUUGACAGCCCAGACCUGGAUAAAUACCCACUCUUUGCUAAGGCGAGGAGGUAUGAGUGUUCCCUUGAGGCUGGUGAUGCUCUGUUCAUUCCUGCUUUAUGGUUCCAUAAUGUAAUUUCUAAAGAGUUUGGCGUGGGCGUGAAUGUCUUUUGGAAGCACCUUCCAUCGGAAUGCUAUGACAAAACAGAUACCUACGGCAACAAAGACCCUGUAGCAGCAUCCAGAGCUGUGCAGAUCUUGGACAGAGCUUUGAAAACACUGGCUGAACUACCGGAGGAAUACAGGGACUUCUAUGCACGCCAAAUGGUCUUACGCAUUCAAGACAAAGCCUACAGCAAGAACUUUGAGUAAAAAAAAUGAACUAAAUGUAGUAAAAAUUUAAAAAUAAAUAAAAGCUUAAGUAUUUGAAACCUAUAACAAGAUAUAAACAUUUAAAGAUGUUUUUU